GCUAAAUGUAACUAACUAACUGAUGCAACAUACACAUACGCCAAAUCUCGGCCUACUAAAUUUACAUUUCACAGAAAUUCCAUCACAUUAACAUACACAGACAGUACUGGCACUAUACACUGGCACUAUGUUUCCAGCUCCCCCUCCCACCCCACGUGCUCUGUUCCCACCCCACGUGCUCAGUUUGCUCAGUUCCCACGUGCUGAUAAUGCGCAUGCGCAGUGAGUUUCCGGAAGUUGCGCUCUGCCCUCGGACCGGAUGUUGGGGCUGCGCGCUCUGCUCGGUCUGGGCCUGCUGGUCGGGGGCGCGCGCCUGGGAGCCAGGGCGGACACGUGCGCGCGCAUUGCUGGAGUGACGGGAGGCGGGGGCGCGCCCUGCAGGAAGUACCGAGCGGGGCCAGACAUGGCGGGGGGGCUGAAAUACCUCAGGUGAGGGUCCCUCCCUGGACUGUGACUCCCAUAGUGCUCAGCCAGCACACCACUGGACAUGUGGGCUGCAGGGGCUCCCCCUCCAAAACAGCACCCUCCAUCCCACCUGGAACCAGGACCUCAUUCCCCAACCCAGAGUCUCCCUGUGCACCCCCAAAACCUAACCCAGAGUCCCCCCCCAAAACCUAACCAACCUAACCCAGAGUACCCCAAACCCUAACCCAGAGUCCCCCCAAAACCCAACCCAGAACCUAACCCCCCCCAAAAACCCAACCCCUAGAGUCCCCCAAAACCCAACCCAGAGUCCCCCCCAAAACCUAACCCAGUCCAAAACUAACCCAGAGUCCCCCAAAACCAUACCCAGAGUCCCCAAACCAUGCAGGAGUCCCAAAGCCAUACCCAGAGUCCCCCCAAAACCAUACCCAGAGUCCCCCAAAACCAUACCCAGAGUCCCCCAAACCAUACCCAGAGUCCCCCAAAACCAUACCCAGAGUCCCCCAAAACCAUACCCAGAGUCCCCCCCAUGCCAGAAAAACCAUACCCAGAGUCCCCCCAAAACAUCCCAGAGUCCCCCAAAACCAUACCCAGAGUCCCCAAAACCAUACCCAGACCCAGAGUCCCCCAAAAACCAUACCCAGAGUCCCCCCAAAACCAUACCAGAGCCCCCAAGUAACCCAGGUCCCAAACAACCCAGAGUCCCCCCCAACCCCAACCCAGAGUCCCCCAAAACCUAACCCAGAGUCCCCCCCAACUAAUCACCCCCAAACCUAACCCAGAGUCUCCCCAUAACUAAUCACCCCAACCCCCAGCAUGUCCCUAUAUACCCCCAAACCCAGCAUGUCCCUGUGCACCCCCAAACCUAACCCCAGCAUGUCCCUGUGCACCCCCAAACCUAAUCCCAGCAGGUCCCUUUGCACCCCCAGACUUAACCCCAACGUGUCUCUGUGCAUAUCCAUAAGCACCCCCAUACCUAGCCUUCCUAAUCCCUUCAUGACCCUAACAAGAUGUUAUCCAUGCCUUAUUGGACAGCCUCAGUGCCCCACGAACUAGCCAGUGGAGACAUAAAGUGCACCUUUUCCAUGAGAUGUAAAUGUGUGAAUAUUGCCCAUAAACAGGCAAACUUAAUGUGUCCAGGACGACGUGGCAGCCAUUAUACUGUAUGUUUGAAUGACUGGUAGAGGAACAAUGUGGUAAAACUUGAGUCUAAAUGUGUCUUGAAAUUUGUAGAUAUGAAGUACCGUGUAUAUACUCGAGUAUAAGUCAACCCGAAUAUAAGUCGAGACCCCUAAUUUUUCCCCCAAAAACUGGGAAAACUUAUUGACUCGAGUAUAAGACUAGGGUGGGAAAUGCAGCAGCUACUGAUAAAUUUCUAAAUAAAAUUAGAUCCCCCCCCAAAAAAAUUAUAUUAAUUGAAUAUUUAUUUACAGUGUGUGUGUAUAUAAUUAAUGCAGUGUCUGUGUGUAUAUAAUGCAGUGUGUGUAUGUGAUGCAGAGCCUUGGUGGGGGGGUGGGCAUUUUUAUUAUUUUUUAAUUAUUUUUUUAAAUAUAUAUUAAUAUUUUUUUAUUAUAUUAUUAUUUUUUAUUUAUUUUUGUCCCCCCUCCCUGCUUGUUAGCUGGCCAGGGAGGGGGGCUCUCAUUCCAUGGUGGUCCAGUGGAUAGGCUGUGCAGGAGGGGGGCUGGCAGAGAGCUGUUACUUACCUUUCCUGCAGCUCCCUUUUCUCUCCUCAGUUCCGGUCGGCACCCUCCUCCUCCACUGUAAGUCUUGCAGCCGCGCGGAGCGUUCCCCAUGGCUCUCGCAAGAUUUACAGGGGAGCUGACCGGAACGGAGGAGAGAGAAGGGAGCUGACAGGAGCUGCUGUAAAGGUAAGUUACAGCUCUCUGCCAGCCCCCAACAGGACCGCCAGGCUUGUAAUGAGUCCGGCGGUCCUUGUCUGUAUUAUGGCAAUGUAAAUUGCCAUAAUACACACUAUAAGUCGAGUGGGGGGUUUUCAGCACAAAAAAAUGCUAAAUUAUACUCGAGUAUAUAAGGUAAUUUAUUGUUUAUACUGUCCUAUUAUAUCUGCCACUCUGCAGUGCCAUGUAUCUAUCCCAUUAGAUAUCCAGAUGUUCAUGAAUAAGUGGUUCUCAACCUUUUUUGGACCAAGGCACACUUCAGUGCAAGAAACAUUUCCAAUACACUUGCUUUGUUCUUAAAUGUCAUAUCUAUAGAGAUAUACUGUCCUCAAGCCAAGUCGUGGCACACUGUUUGCUAGCCACUGCUAUAGAUACUUACCAAACAUGUCUGUUCCAGCCAGGAGGAAGCCCAAGCAGUGGAUGAGGAGCUUUUCAAUGAAUACAAGUUCAGCGUGGACCAACUCAUGGAGCUGGCUGGAUUAAGCUGUGCCACUGCCAUAGCCAAGGUAAAUAACUGUUCACACUGAGCUGGUAAAAUGUUGGGUUUAAAGGAACACUAUAGUCACUAGAACCACUAAAGCUUAAUGUAGUGGUUUUGGUGUCUAUAGCCUGUCCCUGCAGCCUUAGCACUGUAAACACUGGCUUUUCAGAGAAAAGGCAGUGUUUACAUUGCUGGUUUGUAACAUCUCUAUUGGCUUCCUAGUCCAGUGGUGCGCAGUGUGCAGCAAUAGGGUUCAGCAUAUCCACGCUCCUCAUAGAGAUGCAUUGUUUCAAUUGCCUCACAAUGCUUUGCUAUAGGAUUGAAGCAGUGUUGGUGUAUAGAUCACGCCUCUAAAGUCUCACUGCUCAAUUCUCUGCCAUUUAGGAGUUUACUCACUUUUGUUUCUGUUUAAGCAGCCCUAGCCACACCUCCCCUGGCUGUGACUGACAGCCUGUAUGACAACAAAAUGGUGUCAUUUUUAAUCGGUUGUUAACUAACUUUAGAGGUUUUUAUUCCUGCUCCGCAAAUUGUACUUUAAUCUGACGCCCUUCUGCAAGCUCUAGCCUUCUAUUAACAGUACAGGGGAUAAAAAAUUCUAAAUUAAACAGAAUGUGCAAUAAAGGAAGUGUAAACAUUAGAUCUCAUUUUACAAUUAUAGUUUAGGCAGACUGUAAGCAACAUGCAGGGAGGUGUGACUGCCCCAGCGGUCUCAGUGCUCCAUUAUCUGUCAUUUAGGAGUUAAAGGGACACUAUAGUCACCAGAACAUCUACAGCUUAUUGAAUUUGUUCUGGUGAGUAGAAUCAUUCCCUUCAGGCUUUUUGCUGUAAACACUGUCUUUUCAGAGAAAAUGUAGUGUUUACAUUACAGCCUAGUGAUAACUUCAAUGGCCACUCCUCAGAUGGCUUUUGGAGAUCCUCAGAUGGCUGUUGGAGAUCUAAAAUGCAUCCAAACAUUCAGUGUCUCCUCCCUCUGCAUGCAGAUACUGAACUUUCCUCAUAGAGAUUCAUUGAUUCAAUUCAUCUCUCUGAGGAGAUGCUGAUUGGCCAAGGAUGUGUUUGAACUGUGCUGGCUCUGCCCCUGAUCUGCCUCCUUGUCAGUCUCAGCCAAUCCUAUGGGGAAGCAUUGUGAUUGGAUCAGGCUACCAAUUCUGAUGAGGCAAUCAGACUGUUUGUUUUUUCUGAGUCUAACAGCAUGCAGAGUUACAGCUUCAGGCUUGAAUACAGUAAGAUGUUUCUAUAUUUAUGGAGGCAUGAGGGGCCCAGGGGGGCUAGAUGGUGGUUUUAACACUAUAGGGUCAGGAAUACAUGUUUUUGUUCCUGACCCUAUAGUGGUCCUUUAAAUUACUUUGUUUAUGUAGCCCAUAUAAACCAAGUGAUUUUACUCCUAAAUGGCAGAGAAUUGAGCACUGAGACAGAAGGUGCAUAAUCUAUACAUUAAAGGGACUCUUCAGUGCCAGGAAAACAAACCCUCCUGCAGUGCCCUCCUCCUUCCCACCCCCCAUUUCAUGUUAAAACCCCUUCAGUGACUUACCUGAAUCUAGCACCGAUGUCCCUCGGUACUGGAUCAGGCUCCGCCCACGCUCCUCCCUCGCCGACGUCAGCCGGCGGGGGAGACCUAAUGCGCAUGCGCGGCAAUGGCCACGCGCACGUUAGACCUCCACAUAGGAAAGCAUUAUUCAAUGCUUUUCCUAUGGGGAUUCCGGUGACGCUGGAGGUACUCAUGCAUAGCGUAAGGACGUCCAGCGUCAUUAAAACACUUUUUUCGUGUUCUUAGAAGCCAGAAGUCCCUCUAGUGGCUGUCUGAUAGACAGCCACUAGAGGAGGACUUAACCCUGCAAGUAUAAUUAUUGUAGUUUAAAAAACUGCAAUAAUUACACUUGUAGGGUUAAGGGUGAUGGGAGUUUGCACCCAGAUCACUGCAAUGGGCUAAAGAGGUCUGGGUGUGUGGAGUGUCCCUUUGUCCCAGGAGGGUGGGUUGGGUGCAGGACCGUGGGUUGAGGGUUGGGUGAGUUUGGGUGGUAGCGAGGUGUGAAGAGUUGAGCUACUGCGCUUAUAAGUGCCAGUAGAAUGUGGGGACGUCGUCCAACCGCUCCCCUAAGUUGGUAGUGGUGGGAAAGUUGUUUAUAGACUGUGGUGAUCGUCCCUGGUCAAAGUCGUCCCCAGGCGUGUGCGGAGAAUUUAAGCAAUUGCCUUGUAUGUGUUAAGGCGUGGGGCCCCCAGCGGUGUCUCCCCCACACUAGCCCCCCUAUUGGGAGGUAGAGGGUGGGGGAAGGCCUGGAUGCUAGUGACCCCAUCAGUUCCCACGCGUCAAGUUUUGCGAUCUCUGAGGAGUGUGGCCACAGGUGGGGUUGUUGGUGGAGGGGUUCCUCAGGACGUUUUGUUGACGCUACGGUUCUAAGUUCGAGAGGGCCUGGUUUGUGAGGGUCCUCAGUGCUUGUAUGAUUGUCUCUUUUAAGCUGUCACCACUGAGCUUGUGGUGAGGGGUGGCAUUGGGGGUAGGAGGUGGGGUGAAGGGAGGGGGAGGAAAAGGUGAAGUGAAUGGGGGAAAAAGGGGGGAAGGGGGACUGUUUUAUGUAGGGGAGGGAAUAUAUUCCUGCACCUCGUUUGGGCUAUCAGAAUAAACAUAGAUAACUUGCCAAGAAACAUUUUUCAUUCAUACAUAUUCAUACGACAUUAACCCCUUAAGGACCAAACUUCUGGAAUAAAAGGGAAUCAUGACAUGUCAAACAUGUAAUGUGUCCUUAAGGGGUUAAAGGGACACUAUAGUUACCAGAACAACUACAGAUUAUUGAAUUUGUUCUGGUGCGUAGAAUCAUUACCUUCAGCUCAAAAGAUGGCUGUUAGAGAUCCUUCCUGGGUCAUGGCUGCCUAAAAUGCACCCAAACAUUCAGUAUCGCUGAUUGUUUGCAUGUGUAUGUGUGUAUGAGAGUUUCCAUUCUUUUUUGUAGCGUACAUUGUGUGUUUGCUUCUAUGGCAGGUGAUAGGUAUUUUGUGAGGGGGUUAGUUGUGUGUUCGUCGCCCUGUUGAGUUGUUUGGGUGAGUGGCUGCGUGUUGGUUCAUGCUAUCUAAAUAAUUGGUGUGGGAUACCAUUAUUGGGUGACAUGUGCGUCUUGUUGGUUACUGGGAUACAUUAAAAAAAAAUAAUAAUAAAACAAUCUAGCAGAUAAGCCAAGGAAUGGGAGCGCAGGUACGGGGUUAUACAUAGCAGGACUGUAAUGUUCUGUUAUCUAGUAUACAUCGUUGAGAGUGGGGAUGCAUGCUUAUCUCUGUGAGGGAGCCAGAGUCAACGUGUACAGCAUAGUAGGCGUAGGGGAAAGUCUAGGAUGUGCAGGCGUUGUCGGGUGAGUUUGCUGCUUGUUUGUUCUUCAUCUUGGUUGAGUUCAGGAGCUGGAGGUCAGGUUUUGGGCCUCCUUAGUUGGAAGAUUGUGAGCGUUGGUGGUCUGGGCACUGAGGUCUUCGGGCUGUUUGCAACUCCUGGGGUGGUUGAUGUGCUUCCAUGCAGAGGUUUGGGAGACCUAGUUGGGCCGCAAUGUCCUGGGCUUCCGCCACAUCGUGUAGAGUAAGCAUUUGGUUGUCGUGAAGGACCAUUAGUUUGAAAGGGUGCCCCCAGGCGUACCAUAUCCUCUGAGUGAGGGCUUGGGUGAGGGGUCUUAAUUCCCUUCUUUUGCGUAGAGGCUUGGUGCCAGGUCCUGGUAGAAUUGGACUUGGUGGCCUUUAAUUUGUAAGGGGGUGUCCCUAGAUGCUCUCAUCAAUGCCUCCUUCACAUGGAAGUAGUGAAGGCGCACUAUGACGUCUCGUGGUUUGCUGGCGGUGGCAGAGGGUGCUCUGUGUGCCCUGUCCAGAAAAAGUUCAACCGGGGGGAAGGGGGGGGGUUGAUGUGGAGUGUGUCCAUGGUGACCAUUUCUGGGAUCCCCCUAAUUCUAAUAUUAUUGCGCUGUGACCUUUUAUUUGCGACUUCUAGUGAUAUCAGUCUAUCUUGGAUGCCAUGAGGGCUCUGCCAUGUGCUGAGGUUGUGGAGGUGACAUCCUCCAUUUUCUCCUCCACUACUACAGUGCACUGUUUUAGGUCAUCCAGGCCUUCCUUGAUGGGGGCCAGGUGUCUAGUGAGUUUAGAGGCCAUGUUUGCUUUGAUGUCUCUCAGGAGCCCUUUUAAAUCCCCACGUGUGACGGGUGAGGCACCGGGACUAACCUCACAGGCUUCUGAGUCAGUCCCUGACUCUGGCGGGUCCUCUAGCCUAGGCGUCUGUCUCUCCGAGCGGCUGCGGAAUACCAGCGCCACGGAGGUCCCGUGUUUUGAUUUCCUUCCGCCUACCAUACUGAGGUUUGUUUGCUGGUGAUCGGGUCGGGUAUUGGGGUAAGGAUGUCGGCAAUUACUGCUAUUAAUAGCUGUAGUGUCGCCUGGUGGUACAGAGCUCUAACAAGAAGUUGCCAUUUGCAUCGGAAGUCAGGUGCAGCCUCCCUGGAGUGUCCCUUUAAGCUAAAGUUUGCUUGGUUUCUGUAGUGCUCUUUUAGCAACUAAUGAGUGGCUUGUACCGUAGUUCACUCAUGUCUUUCAUAUGAUUGAAUCUGUUGCCUUGAUCUGAGUGUUAUACCCAUUAAACCCCCUGCUGGAAUGGGAUCCAUCGGAUAUACAACGUCACUUCCUGGUAUGAAGAGAGAUCCCUGUGUAUUUAUUAGUAUAUAACAUUUUCAUUUGUUUUUUUUUUUUUCUUUUUAAUGUAUUCUCUAAUUCUAAAUGAUGCAUUUUAAUGAGGGUUAAUUACAAUUUUAGUAAAUGUUUUUGUUUUUUUGUUUUAGUAAUUGAUGUAAUAUGUUCUAUAUCAUUUCAGGCCUAUCCAAUCAGCUCCUUCACUUCAAACCUUCCCUCUGUGCUUGUGGUGUGUGGUCCAGGGAACAAUGGAGGGGACGGCCUGGUGUGUGCCAGACACCUUAAACUAUUUGUAAGUUUUAUUAUUCAUCUGCAGUACUGAAAAACCAGUCUGACGUUCUAGGCCAGAGGUUAUCUGCAGAUGCCCUAUGGCAGGCAUAGGCAACCUUCAGCACUCCAGAUGUUUUGGACUACACCUUUCAUGACAUUUUGCCAGCAUUCUGCGUGUAGGAGUAUUAUGGGAGAUGUACUCCACAACAUCUGAAGUGCCAAAGGUUGCCUACCCGUGCCCUAUGGGGAGGGAGGCUAUUUUGUAUAUGGUGGAAUGAUUCUGGCAAGGCAUCGUGGGAGUUGUAGUUUUGCAAUAGCAGUAAUGUCUAACCUUUGGCACUGCGUUUGCUGUUGUGAUCAGUCCACCAGUUGUCAUGUCAGAGCUGUGCCAUUACUGCUCUUUGUAGCAGCAAAAAAAUAAUUCUCAAUUUUCUUUGAUUGAGCUGGGGCUGAGAAGGGGAACGUUAUAACUCCCUUGGAAAAUAUGUGUUUCCACUUAAUGUUACAUAUAGCCCCCCUUAAUUCAGUUUAUUACACAAUCAAAUUUGAUUACGCUACCUGAAAGCUAGCCCUGCCACCAAUCUUCCUCCUUGGUGACAUCAUCAGAAUUUACGAUUUUUAGCUAAUCCAAUACUUUCCCAUACAUUGGAUUGGCUGAAAUCAUCAUGGGGUUGAGACCAAACGCUGUUUUGGCCAAUCAGCACCUCCUCAUGGAGAUGCAUUGAAUCCAUGCAUCUCUAUGAGGAAGAUGCAACGUUUCCAUCCAGAGUGUGGGGACGCUGAACGGCAGCACUCCCCCAUAAAAUGCCUGAAGACAAUGAUUAUACUCACCAGAACAACUACAUUUAAACUGUAGUUGUUCUAGUGACUAAAGUGUCCCUUUAAAUUGAAUUGUAUGGAUACAUGAAUUAAAAUAAGAGAGCAACAUUUUUUCCUUGUAUUUUUGGGAGUUUACAGAGAAACUGCAUAUUUUGUGUAAUUGAUGGUGUAACCUAUUUAAUUGGCUACCAGUGUUUUCAACAUACAGAUUGCAGAGGUGGUCUGUAAAUUCAAAUGCAUUGUUUGUAUAUUCACUGAUCCUGGUAAGAUGAUUUAAUGAAAAUAUUUAAUUUUUUUACUGAUUUGUUGAUAAAUGCCUCAAUUUAAUAUUGCUGGACAAGCUUUUUCAAAUGAUUUCAUAUUUUUAAAUAGAAAGUUAAUCAAACCAUAUUAAAUCAAAGACAAAGUGUUUGUUUUAAAUCCACUAAUACCUUAUCUUCUGUUCCCAGGGAUAUGAACCAGCUAUAUUUUACCCAAAGCAGCCUAACAAAACUCUAUUUGAAAAUCUAUGUACACAAUGCAGAAAAAUGGACAUCCCAUUUCUGCCUGAGUUUCCUCAAGAGGUUUGUUGAUAAAACUCUAAAUAUAUUUCGUCCAGCCUCGAGUAAUAAAUGCAAAGCAAACUGGUUUCUACAUCACUUGUACCAAAUUUAGAUUUUGUGCUUUUGAUUGGCCGUGCUAGGCAUUCAUAAAAAUGUACCCGGGACCAACUUGGCUUACUCACUACAAUUUCUGCCAGUCUUAUGUUACAUGCCAUUUUACGCUCCAAUUUCACCAUCUCCUGCUAUUUUAUCAGUACAUCUUACACUGCCCCUAUUAAUUCCUUCACAAACUUUGACAUGUUCAGAAUUUUUCUUCCCACCGCUCUAUGGCAGCCUUAAAGUGUUAUUCACUAUAGACACAUUUUUUCCCAGUUCAGCUAUUUGAAUUCUCAAAGUUGGCUAUGUUUCCAGUUCGGCUAGUUUGACCAUAAAGUUAAAAUUCACUAUGAGCUUCCAUUAGACGUGUCUCUUAAUGCUUUUCAGCUGUUGCGAAACUAUCUGUCCUGUAUUUACCGGUUGAGUUUUAUAUAAGACUUACUAGGUAAAUCUCGGAAAGACUGAUUCGUUUGGGCUUAGAUUAGCAGGAAUUUAAUUUGUUGACAAGUAUAGUCUCCAUCCUGCUGUGUCAAUUUCUCACAUUAGUUGGGGAAAGUAUAAUCCCUCAUUUAAAUUAUACUUUAGUAAGUGCCCCCACUAUGUCACACCUGUUGUGCUAGAAAAUGAUUGUAACGGAGCUCAAUGUACCUCCGCCAAGGACCGCUUCCUAGCUGGAACAGGUGACAAACCGCAGCACUUCUGCCCAGAGUCGCUGUGGCUUGACUGGGGUCCUGGAACCAAAUGGGGAACUCGCUCUAUCCACCCCCCGGCACUGGACGACACUCAGUCCUGGGAGCUCUAGUCCUUACAAGGACUUUCCCUGUUGAAUCCUCCACACUGGAACAGUGAUUAAAGAGUAGCCCUUUCCCUUCCCAGUAACCAGACGAUACUUAGUUCUGGGAGUACAAGCUGGAAUACCUUUAUUGGCAGCUACAACUGGCCUUAUAUGCAUGUCCCCAUGCAAGGGCCACUCUCUCUCCCUCCCGCUCUUCCUUCACCCCCCAGAGUAAACCAGAGUAGAAACAAAUACACAAUUACAUUGGCUCUCAGAUCCAGGACACUCCCAUACAUAAGAUAAUCCCUCCCCCUGUGCCUGUGGGAUAUAGAGUCAAACUCUAUAUUAAACUCCAUUAUCUCCAGGUACAAAAAACUCAUUUCCAAAACACACCAAAAGUACCUUAAAAAUACAUAAAACCCCAGAAAAAUUACAUCCCCUGAUAGCACCGAUCUAGGUGACCAACAUAUCCAAAAAUCACCCAGAUCGGUUCAGGAAUUUCCUGGAAGUCAUUUGUUUGACCGACUACCUGCAUGGUCCCAUGCCCACAACAGUUCCAGAGAAUCAGGGCUUGCAGUUGGUCUAGUUCGGUAGUUAAAAAACCGAACAUAGUGUUCUUACUAUGGAGCUUGUUCCCCCAGUUCGUGGGAAUGUUUCCACCGAACAGCACCUUUCUAAGUGUUGUAGAACUGAACCCAGACGAUAUUGGAAGUCCAGCGGUGUUCGGCAGUUUCAGUGUCCGAAAAUAGUUCCAUGAUCUCGACCAAACAUCGCUGCCUGGUUUUAUGCAAACAAGAUGGCUGCCACCCAGACGAACACUAUGGUGGAAAUUGGUACAAAGUAGCAAUUAGUCGGUUCGUGCAGCUGUUCGGUUCCUGAACCAUAUAGUCCAAAUACACGAACGGAGGCUUUCACAUCACAUUUUACAGGGUCUGUAGGCAGGAGGCUGGCAAGAGGGCUCCUCUGGGAACUUGUGGCAAACUCACUUGGAAAGGGUCAAUUAUAUUUGUGCAUUAUCUGUUAAAAAAAAAAAAAAAAAAACUGCAUUGCCUUGUGGGUAAUGGGAGCCUACGCCUCUUAUGGGAGUAGGAAUAAAACUUGAAUUUCGAAUUGCAAUAAUCCUCCUUCUCUGCUAUUUUCUAGCUCUGUUUUUGGCAGAAUAAAUAAAGGGACACUAUAGUCACCAAAACAGCCUCACUGCUCAAUUCUCUGCCAUUUAGGAGUUAAAUCACUUUUUUAUGAACCCUAGUCACGCCUUCCUAAACGCCUCCUGUAAAAGCAGGGCUCGACAAAUCCCAGAUCGCCACGGCAACUAGAAAUUUCGCCUUGGCGUCUGGGAUUUGCCAGCUCUUUAGUUAGUGAGGGAGCUUUGACGGCUGCUGUCACGGGGAAUAUUGGAGGCGGCCGUCCGCCCACAAGAGAAUUAUGGGGGGUACUCUGUUUGCAGCUGCUCUCUGCUCCAUCGCGCUGUCUAAUGAUGUUGGGAGCCGGGAUAUGACAUCAUACCGGCAUCAUUACAGAGCGUGAGGGAGCAGAGAGGAGCUACAGGCAGAGUACUGCUCCUUUGCACACGGCAAGAAGCCCCACUGGACCCCAGGAAAGUCCAACUCAGCUCUCCCAAAGGUAGGGAGGCUGAGUGGGUUUCAAUUAAAACAAAAAUGUGUGUGAAUGUGUGUGUGCGCACGCGCCUGUCAGUGUGUGUGUCUGUCAGUGUCUGUAUGUGAGAGAGCCUGUCAAGAGUGUGUGUGAAUGCCUGUCAGUUUGUGAGUGCAAGCCUGUUGUCAGCAUAAAAGUGUGUGAGAGCCUGUCAAAGUGUGUGUGUGCAAGCCUGUCAGCAUGUGUGUAUGUGAACCUGUUAAAGUGUGUGUGCGCGUGUUUAGGUACCUGCCCCCUCCGAUCGCAUGAGGAAGGUGUUUUUACUCACCUUUCUUCCCACUCCGUGCCAGUUUUGCAAUGGCUGAGAUGAUCAAUCUUUAUGAUCUCUGCUAAGACAAUGCUUUCGCUUAGGAAAGCAUUGGGAGGAUUUUGUGCAUGUGCAGCAAACGUACCGUACCAAUCCGCAUCUCCUCAUAAAGAUGCAUUACAUUAAUUAAUCUCUAUGAGGAACAUUCAGCGCCUCCAUGCAGACCCUGAACCUGGGUGCUGCAGCAGUGACCCAGGACUCUCUAGUAGCCAUCUGAGUGACUGUCACUAGAGAUGUUAGUAAGCAGCAAGGUAAACUCUGCCUUUUCACAGAAAAGGCAGAGUUUACACUGAAACGCCUGCAGGGACAGGCUAUAGACACCAGAACAACUACAUCAACCUGUAGUGGUUCUAGUGAUUAUAGUGUCCCUUUAAGAAUUGCACACUCUCGUUGAAAAUGACUGGCUCCUAACUUUUUUAGCUGGCUCCUAUAUUCCAAACAAAUUUGUCAAGCGCUGCUGUAAAGAGUCAUCUAAAGUUUAUCCUUUCUUUAUUGCAAGUUCUGUUUUAAAUUCGAUUUUCUAUGUUAAUGGAUUGCUAGACCCUGCAAGAGCUUCCUGUAUGUGAUUAAAGUUAAAUUUACAGAGAAAUAUACAAAUGUUUUAAGAUAAAUUACAUCUGAUUUGAAAGUGAAACCAGUUCUCUCAUGCAGGCUGUCUCAAUCAUAGCCAGGGGAGGUGUGGCUAGGGCUGCAUAAACAGAAACAAAGUGAUUUAACUCCUAAAUGGCAGAGAAUUGAGCAGUGAGACCUGAGAGGCAUGAUCUAUACACCAACACUCCUUCAUUAAGCUAAUGUUGUUUAGGUGACUAUAGUGUUCCUUUAAGCUGUUUAUUAGCUGCUGUCAUCCACCCUAUGAAGUUAUCUUGGAGGGUUUGUCCCAUCUCCCCACUUGCUAAUCCUUACACUUUUUUUUUUUUUUAUGUCUGUUAUUAAGGCUGAGGUGAUCGAUGGAGCCUACAGUUUGGUUAUUGAUGCCAUUUUUGGAUUCAGCUUUAAAGGAGCUGUAAGAGAACCCUUUGGAAGUAUCUUGAACACCUUGAAACAGAUCACCAUUCCUAUCGCAAGUGUGGACAUCCCGUCAGGUAAACCCAUUUUCUGCUCUGCGGCUGCUACCAAUCCUAGAAACGAGGGAUUGUAAUGUAACAUGAAGCAAUGUGGGACAUUCCUAGUAUACUGUUACAGUAUGUUUGCUGUCCCAUGCAGAUUCCCAGCUUGACACUAUUCCGUGAUAUUUAGAAAGAUUAUGUCUGCUAUUCGACGUUGUCUAACUGUCUUCGUUCCCCUACAACAUUUUUAGGAUGGGAUGUCGAGAAGGGAAACAAAGAAGGAAUCCAGCCAGACAUGCUUAUUUCGCUGACUGCUCCUAAACAGUCUGCACAUCAUUUCACCGGCCGUUACCAUUACUUGGGUGGUCGGUUUGUCCCCAUGGCUCUGCAGGAGAAAUACAAGCUGAACCUCCCUCUGUACCCAGACACUGACUGUGUCCUGAAACUUUAGCCUACCUGAGAUUAUGCCGUGACAUCAGGAUAGAAAUGUGUUGCUUUAAAUCUGCAGUUUUGAGCACUUUGAAAUUGGAUUUGAAACCUUGAGGUGAUUUACAUUAAAAAAAAAAAAAUAAUAAUAAUCAUCUGACUAGAUUGGGAGUGGUUUCACCAUAUACUCUUGAAUGAGGUUGACAUAUUUACUUGCAAUAAAUUUAAUGUGUUAAAAGUUUCCAAUACAUUGCAUUUAAAUGGGGAGAGAAAGUACAUACAAAAGGAAUUGAAUUCAUUCCAAAGUUCACAUGGUAUUAGAUGACUGCCCCUUUCUAUGGCACAGCAGCCUAUAAUAAAACUUUCAUGUUUGUACAAGUUGCCGGCUGAGGUGAGUAACCCAAUGGAAGCAAGUAAAAAUAAUGUGCAGCAUUGUGGUGGCUUUGCGAAUGUGCUCAGGCAUCUAAUGGAGAAAUACCACAAGUGCCCACGCUCCAGUAUUGCUGUACAACACGGCAAGGGUUAGCCAGUUUACGUACUUCGCCUGGCAACUCAUGUAAAUGAAACUGUAUUAAAAAUAAAACCAGAACACUUUACAGAAAAUAACUACGUUAACUCUUGACAAGACAGUCUGACCAAUGUUAUUCUGCAUAUUUUUUUUGUUUCUUUUUCUUUUUCUUGCUCUUCACAUGUGAGUCCAUUGUUUCUUCGUCCUGUUCUGCCAGUUCCUCUGGUGAAGGAGAUUCCUUCCGAUGCGACUUUUUACGCUUUUCAUUCCUUUUUGUACCAUUACCAUCCUGAUCAGCACAUGGUUCAACUUCAUCAUCAUGGCCCUUCAGCCCCCCGUGUUCCCUUGUAUUUUUCCUUUUCUUCUUUUUGGGCAAUGCAGGUUCACUCGAAAUGCUUAUUGUAUCAUUUGCUUGCUCCUGUGAAUGCUUUUUAUUGCGCUUUUUAGAAGACCCCGCGUUAUCUUCAGCAGGUGCCUCUAUGGUUUUCUGCCCUUUCCUUCCAUAUUUCUCCAGAAAUGCUCUUUCCUGCUCUUCAAGUCGAGAAAGCUUUGCACUCAUUGUCAGACCAUGCCGUGCUCCCCUGGAGAGGAAAAAUUAACAAAAAAGCAGUUGUGUGAAAUUGAAUACAUUCUAUCAAAAAAUAAAAAUGCCCUGUCCAGCUGCACUAUUGCAGGCAGAGUACUAUUCUGUUUUAACUCUUUAUUUUACCCUUUUAGUUGCUAUUUAUUACUGCUAUUUAUAAAGCGCCAACAGAUUCCGCAGCGCUGUACAAUUAGUGGAGAAACAUACAAUAUACACAGACAAAUACAAGAGGUAGAGAGAGCCCUGCCUGUAAGCUGAUCUCUAGCCAUUGGAGCUCUUUUAUACAAAGUGCUUGGCUAGAUGGCCCGUGAGCUUACAAUCUAAAGGAUACCAUUAUUAUCCUUUAUAAUGUAGCGUUCGGAAUAAAAAACUGUAUUCCUAAACUAGUGUCCCUCUGCCAUAAAGUUGUGCCCUGAUGGGAUCCCCUGCUGUUGGAAGGGUAAGGGUUCAAAAUCAAACCUUUAAACACAUACCUCUUUCCAGUGCCAAGGGACCUUCUCUGACGUCUGCAAUGAGAGUAACCCAAAGGACCUGUGCUGUGUGUGACGCGCACAUAAUGCUUUGUUAUAGGAAUUUGCAACACGCUGGACACCCUCAUACAAAGCGUAAUGAUGUCCAGCAUCGUUUCACAGAGUUAAAAUCUGUGAAAGGGCAGGAAGUGCCUUUAGUGGCUUUCUAGACGACAGCCACCAGAAGCAGUCUUAACGCUGCAAUGUUUUACUUUGCAAGGAUAAGGAAACUGACACAAUGUUUUCCUAUGAAAUAGCUGACGCUAGAUGUCCUUGUGCAGAGCGACCAAAGGUCCAUUAACAACCAGGAAGCACUUCCAGUUGCUGUCUAGUAGACAGCCACUGGGGGCGGGCUUUGUGCUGCAAUGUAAACAUUGAAAAAGGGGCGCUGUACCCAGAUUACUUCAGUGAGCGGACGUGGUCUUGGUACCUAUAGUGUCCCUUUAAUGGAAAUAUAUCAUCAGGAAUCAUGUGGCAGCAACUCCGCGCAUAAAAUGUUUUUAAAAGCCAGUAAAAUUCCAUGAGGUGAAAAUCUUCUGCUUAAAAUGAGCAGAGAAAAAUGGCAACACUGAUUAAUGCUAAUGGAUAAAGGGACACUCCAGGCACCCAGACCACUUCUACCCAUUGGAGUAGUCUGGGUGCCAACUCCCACUACUCUUAACCCUGCAACUGUAAUUAUUGCAGUUUUUUAUAAACUGCAAUAAAUGCGAAUUAGGUCUCAGCUGGUGGGCGGGACAAUCACUGGGAGGAGCGGCGGCGGAGGAAGAGGUGCUGCCUCUGGUAAGUUACUGAAGGGGUUUUCACCCCUUCAGCAACCGGGGAUUGGGGGGUGGGAGGGAUAGGGGAUCUGCAGUGCCAGGAAAACGGAUUGUUUUCCUGGCACUGGAGUUUCCCUUUAAAGAAAUGCUAACAAAUUUCUUGAUUUAUUAAACUGAAGCUUUUUCAUAUGAUAGGUAGUAGUAAGGGUAAAAUAUGGAGCAGUUUUUAAAACGGAUUACUUUGACCAGAAAUAAACUUACUUGUGCGCAGUGCGGCC
Pelobates cultripes (western spadefoot toad) is the source of this 16021-nucleotide messenger RNA. Lineage: Eukaryota; Metazoa; Chordata; Amphibia; Anura; Pelobatidae. The record is from the annotation of a GenBank genome assembly.